Molecule: messenger RNA, 1903 nt
Organism: Exophiala xenobiotica
Lineage: Eukaryota; Fungi; Ascomycota; Eurotiomycetes; Chaetothyriales; Herpotrichiellaceae
Exons: 13
Coding region: 1-1770 (589 amino acids)
Biological process (GO): transmembrane transport
Molecular function (GO): transmembrane transporter activity
Source: RefSeq, a predicted model, not a curated record
AUGCAGGAACCCAAGGAACUUUCAACCUUCUCUUUCCAUGACGAGUCCGUGGACACUACAAAGCCGGAUGGCCCAGAGUUACGUGCAGAGGCCGAAACUUAUGAAGAACGCAAGGUCGAUCGACGAACGAUCAUGGCCAUCGUGGCCCUAGCUGUUACCUAUGAAUCUGUGGUACUGUCUUUUGUUCUACCAGUGGCUGUGUUGCUCACCAUCGACGCCGACAUUGGGCCUUCGAAACAACUCAACUGGGCUCCGACUGCCUGGACUCUUGCUCAAGGAGUGGUGAUGACCAUCGCAGGUUCACUGAGUGAUAUAUGCGGGCGGAGGAACUUCGCCUUGGCUGGGAACCUCAUGGGCUUGAUUGGUUGCAUCAUAGGGUCAAGGGCCCGUUCUAUUGACACAAUCAUUGCCGGAUUAGCUAUCACUGGGUCCGGCUCAGGUUCCCAACUACUCUCACUCGCAUGUGCGAACGAGAUAGUCCCGAAAAGGUCACGAGGGAAAGCAAUCGCUGCAUUGAAUCUGGCUUCAAUGCCAGGAUCCUGCUUCGGAUCACUCAUAGCAUAUCGCCUCGUCGCAACAUUUAACUGGCGAUGGACGUUCUACGUGGGCAUCAUUGCGAAUGGACUCGCUUUACUGCUUGUAGCCAUCUUCUAUUGGCCUCCCAAUUUCAUUGGCCUUCAUCCAGAGGGCAAGACCCGACGACAACAAUUCCAAGAUCUCGACUUCAUAGGACUUCUGUUCUACGGUGGUGGCCUCAUAAUCUUUCUGCUGGGAAUAUCCUGGGGCAACAAUCCUUACCCCUGGAAAAGUGCACACGUAUUGGUGCCUCUCUUGUUGGGACUGCUAAAGUUUCUUGUUGCAUUCCCACUCUGGGAGGUUUAUGGGCCCCGCAACGUUUCAAAGCUAUGCCCACCAGAGAUAUUCGCCAAUUUCAGAACCUUCAUCUUGCCGCUAGUCGUGUCUUUCGUGUCUGGGUCAUUGGUAGCUCCGUCGUUAUUGACCGUUAAUACAGAAGUUCAAUUGCUUUUCACGACCGUUCCACAGAAGAUAGGGUGGUACAGUGUGGCAUAUAAUACUCCAGUUACCUUGUUUGGGGCAGCCGCAGCAUUUUCUUUCACCACGUUCGGCUGUACGAGAAUACAAUUUUCUACGGCGACACUUCUCCAGGCUGUUCUCACUGCCGCCAUGGCCUCUAUCACCCCACACACAUCAACUCGAGCAAUAGUCUUGGUUGUCUUCGCUGCAGGGUUUGUCGGGGCAACCCACAUGCUAAAAAUACUCAUGUUACAAUUCGGUGCCCCGGACAAACAUAUCGGUCUAGCAACUGGUUUGAUGGGAUCUACUACAGCUGUUGGUGGUGCCAUCGCUCUGGCGAUCUAUAGCUCGAUCAUCCGGGACAAGACGGCAAGUGAUCUAUCCCCAACCAUUGCAGCAGCAGCAAUGGAAGCAGGAUUGCCCGCUUCAAGAUUGCAAAGUUUCCUUCCUGCGUUUCUCACUCACAACAGCACGGCUCUUGACCCUGUCGCAGGUGUCACUCCCGCCGUGCUUACUGCCGCGGAUGAGGCCAGUAAGGAUGUCUAUGCUCAAGCAUUCAAGCUUGUUUACCUCGUCACAAUAGCUUUUGGCGUACCGGCUUUCAUUGCGGCCGUUUUCACUCCAAGCGUCGACCAUAAAUUGACGAGUCAAAUCAAUGUAAAAUUGGACGCUCCUCACUUGGUAGGUCGUGGAAAGGGAGAGGCUGCCGUGCUUUACAGUCUGGAUCACGAGUAGGCAAAGGAUAAGCAUGGGGGUGCAAGCAGCAGCAAAUCUCCUAGGGGAAGAGUUUGACUUAUCAAAGUGAGCGCAGAGUCCUCGUUGCAGCUCACAGGGGAUUGUAGGUUGGGAGUGAGAAUCCCAGUAAUAG